Molecule: messenger RNA, 2371 nt
Organism: Erigeron canadensis
Lineage: Eukaryota; Viridiplantae; Streptophyta; Magnoliopsida; Asterales; Asteraceae
Product: serine/threonine-protein phosphatase 6 regulatory ankyrin repeat subunit B-like
Exons: 2
Coding region: 375-2285 (636 amino acids)
Molecular function (GO): protein binding
Source: RefSeq, a predicted model, not a curated record
UUAUUUUUUUUUUCCAAUAAAGUUUGUAUCUUUGGUCUGAUCUUCCAAAGUUAUACAUGUUUUAACAAACUGGGUCUACUUUGAUCAACUUUCUAUAAGUAGAAAGACCCAAUAUAUCUGAUAAAUUCUCGUUUGGGUCCCUCUAAAGUAAAGUUACUCCGUAUAUUUUUGGGUUUUUCUUGAUUUCCAAAAAAGUUAUCUUGAAGUAAAAUUCUUCAAAGAAAACCCAUAAGUUCUCAUUUGUGUUUUUCCAUGUCUAUCAAUAAAGUUAUCAUUUUUACUCCACUUUUUCCUAAAUCCUUACUGGGUUCUGCUAAUCUUUGUGUUUAAACACUUGGGUGUAAUUUUAUUUACCUAAAAAUUUAACCUUUAUAAUGGCUCCAUCAUAUUUUCCAUUAAGAUGGGAAAGCACAGGUGAUCAAUGGUGGUAUGCAUCACCAAUAGAUUUAGCAGCUGCAAAUGGUCACUAUGAUUUAGUCAGGGAGCUUCUUCAUUUUGACACAAACCUCCUUAUAAAACUAACAUCCCUUCGCCGAAUAAGGCGACUCGAAACGGUGUGGGAUGAUGAGGAACAGUUCAAUGAUGUUGCUAAAAACAGAUCAAAAGUGGCCAAAAAUUUACUUCUUGCAGGUGAACCUAAAAAUGACCAUGGCCAUAAUUCUUUAAUAAGAGCUGGUUAUGGUGGUUGGCUUCUAUACACAGCUGCAUCAGCUGGUGAUUUAGUGUUUGUUAAAGAGUUAUUGAAAAGGGAUCCAUUGCUUGUUUUUGGUGAAGGGGAGUAUGGUGUUACUGAUAUAUUAUAUGCAGCUGCAAGAAGCAAGAAUUUUGAGGUUUUUAAUGUGUUAAUUGAUUUUUCUUUGUGGUCAAAAGGUGAGGAAAUUGGGUCUGUUUUUAAGUUAGAAAUGAUGAAUAGGGCUGUUCAUGCUGCUGCUAGAGGUGGAAGUCUUGAAAUCUUGAAACAACUUGUUGAAGAUUGUGAUGAUGUUUUGAUGUAUAGAGAUUUGCAAGGUUCUACUUUGUUGCAUUCUGCUUCUGGAAGAGGUCAAACUGAGGUUGUAAAGUAUCUAGUCGAAUCUUAUGAUAUAAUCAGCUCGACUGACUCUCAAGGCAACACUGCAUUACACAUUGCUGCCUAUAACGGUCACUUACCCGUGGUCGAGCUUUUGAUAUCAUCAUCUCCUUCAUUAAUCACGUCAACCAACAACUACGGCGACACUUUUCUUCACAUGACAGUUGCAGGAUUCAGAACACCAGGGUUCCGACGAGUUGACCAACAGAUAAAACUCAUGAAACAUCUUGUGAGUGGGAGAAUCGUAAACAUCGAGGACCUUAUCAAUUUUAAGAAUAAUGAUGGUCGAACGCCUCUUCACAUUGCUAUAAUUGAGAACAUCCAUUCUGACUUGGUGGAACUUCUCAUGAGCGUUAGAUAUAUCGACUUAAAUAUCAGAGACGUUGAUCGGCUGACCCCACUUGAUCUCCUUAGACAACGGCCGAAAUCAGCCUCUUCUGAGAUACUGAUAAAAAGGCUGAUUUCGGCUGGAGGGAUCUCAAAUUAUAAUGAUUACAUGACGAGGACUGCCCUCGCAUCCCAUUUGAAAACACACGGGAUUGGGGGCAGUCCUGGAACUUCAUUCAGGGUUCCUGAUGCUGAGAUCAUUUUCUAUAUAUGUGCUGAUAAUGAUAAGGAGUCAAUUUAUUCGGGUGAACUAAGUCAAUUUAAUUCACCUACCCGAUCAUACUCGGGGUAUCGUAAUCGGGAACCAACUAGUGCUGCUAGACGAUUAAAGCUUCUUUUCGGGUUGGCCCGAAAGAAAGAAGAAGAAGAUGAUGAUCGUGAUUCUUUAGAUUCUUUCCAGUUAAGGAAGGGUAAGCUUGACAAUGGGCCAGUUUCAAUUCGAGAAAAAUAUAUGAAAAGCUCAAAUCCAAACAACAAAAGGUUGUUUACACCUAGCCCGUCGACAAAGAAAAAGUUCUCCGCCAGGCUAACCCAUGGGGUCCUACAAGUCAACUCAGCUUCUAGCCAAUGUUCGGGUUCAUCUUGGUCUUCGUGUUCAGAAGACGAAGAUGAUGCGUAUAGGUCCACAAAAAGCGGACCACUGACCUCUACGAGGUCUAGCUUAAACCCAUGGGUUAACCGUGACAAAACAAAGUUCCAUAGGCGACAGUCUUCGUUGAGCAAGGUCUUGAUGAACCAAGUGUUCUGUUUCGGUGCACAAGGUAUAGCCGUGGACGAACCAAUCAAGCGCCCGAACCCGCGUCAAACCUACAUUGGUUCAACGGCUUGAACUAGCCUACUUAUAUAUAAAAACUACUGUUUGUGUACAUUAAUUUUGUUUCCCUCUCAUAUAAAUGUAUUUUAAUCUAAUUCUAA